AUGGCCCACGCAGGUCAAAUUCACCAUAACUUAGUAACUUCCCCCAAGAUUGGACAGGUCGCAACACAUGAAACACCUGAGGGACAGAAGGACGAACAGGUUACAGAGAAGUCGCGGCCAUAUAGCAUAUACACCCGCCGGGAAAAAUGGUUCAUUGUAGUCAUGGCCUCUUUGGCUGCGCUAUUUAGCCCGCUGACCGCAAACGUAUACUUUCCUGCAAUACCGACAAUUGCAUCGGCUUUCCAUAAGUCUAUAGAAUCGAUUAAUUUGAGCGUGACCGUUUACAUGGUCCUUCAAGGCGUUUCUCCUAUGUUCUGGGGAACCAUGGCUGAUCGCAUUGGGCGACGUCCUAUUUUUCUUGCAUGUAUCAUUGUCCUAUGUCUAUCUUGCAUCGGCUUGGCUUUUGUCCCGACCUCAGCGUAUUGGUUAUUGAUGCUCUUACGAUGCAUUCAGGCCGCUGGUUCUGCCAGUACAGUUGCGCUUGGUGCUGGGGUGAUUGGAGAUAUAGCCACUCCCGCAGAACGUGGAGGCUUUUUUGGCUUAUUUACCCUGGGACCGCAAGCUGGACCUACUGUGGGACCUAUUAUCGGCGGUGUCCUUGCUGAUACGCUCGGGUGGAGGUCUAUCUUCUGGUUCCUAUGCAUUAUGACCGCCGUAUGUUUCGCUUUCAUGCUCGCGUUCCUACCUGAAACACUCCGCCGACUGGUGGGUGAUGGUAGUGUGAUACCGUCCCCUCUCUACCGUCCCCUUGUGCCACUUGUUGGGAAAGGGCGUGUGGACCGUGAUGCCCCAAAGCCUCCCAAGCCUCCCCUGAACAAUCCGCUACGCCUCUUCUUCUACCUGGACGUUCUGAACCUCCUGAUAUUCAAUGCAAUUAUAUACGCCGUCUUCUACGCGGUGAAUACCACGAUAUCCACGUUAUUCGCAAUCAAGUACCCGUUCCUGAACGAAAUAGAUAUAGGAUUAUGCUUCCUCGCGAUUGGUGGGGGAAUGAUCUCUAGCACUGUCUUCUCCGGCAAAAUGCUAGACGCCGAUUAUCAAAGAUUUAAGACGAGGCUCGCGAAGAAGGCUGAAGGGGAUCCUGAGAAGAAUAUACGAACAGAGGACGUGACGAAGGAGGAGAAUUUCCCGAUAGAAAGAGCCAGGCUGAGGACGGUACCAAUAUUUACCGGCAUUUUUAUCUUGACAUGCGCUGGUUAUGGGUGGUCGCUUCAGCGAGAGGUGAAUAUCGCAAUCCCACUGAUCCUGCAGAUUAUUUUUGGUUAUACAGUCGUCGCCAUGAUGAACGCUGUGCAGACGCUACUCAUUGAUCUACUGCCAUCGCAGAGUUCUUCCAUUACCGCGUGUAAUAAUUUGGUGCGGUGUUCCUUGGGUGCUUUGAUGGUCUCGGUCAUAGACCUGAUUGUCAACGCGAUAGGUCCUGGUUGGACCUACGUACUGCUUGCAGGGGUAUGCCUCGCGUGUUCUCCGAUGAUCUGGCUUGCCAUUUGGAUUGGUCCACACUGUCGUGCCAAGCGACGGGCCCGUAAUCCUGCAGUUUGA
This is a messenger RNA of Suillus paluster, 1542 nucleotides long. Its product is annotated as major facilitator superfamily domain-containing protein. Gene Ontology annotation, biological process: transmembrane transport. Lineage: Eukaryota; Fungi; Basidiomycota; Agaricomycetes; Boletales; Suillaceae. Bases 1 to 1542 code for a protein of 513 amino acids. The record is from RefSeq and is a predicted model, not a curated record. Gene Ontology annotation, molecular function: transmembrane transporter activity. The transcript has 9 exons.